Molecule: messenger RNA, 4557 nt
Organism: Prorocentrum cordatum
Lineage: Eukaryota; Dinophyceae; Prorocentrales; Prorocentraceae
Source: the annotation of a GenBank genome assembly
AUGUCCUAUCUUCGACUUGGGCGGCGCGUGCGCAUACAGUGGGAGAGGGGUGGCACCUGGCAGGAUCGGAUCUUGCUGUGCGAGUGCCAGAGUUCAGAGUGCGAAGCCGAACUAGAGUUGACCCCCAGCGAGGAGGAGAUCCUCGGCCGCCGCGUGUGGUAUGCGCUCACACCGGACCUGGACGUAUACCCCCAUAUCUUGUCGGAGACGCAGCUCGUCGGCUUCGUGGCUCUGACGAACGACGGGCCGCCGAUCUCGGAGACGGGGUUUGGGAAACGGUGGAGGGCAGCGAGUGCGGCAUACGGCGCCGACUGGGAGCCGACCGCGCUCGAAGUCUGCGAGGCGUUGGAUGCGGUGAGGCCAGGGUGUCUGUCGCCGCAAGGCGACGAGAAGCCAUCCAGGCGUUUGAGGGGGAAGGUGUCUUCGAAGUCGACUCCAGCGGCAGCGGCGGCAACUAACGUAGUGGAGGGGCUCUACCCAGGUUUGCUGGCUGGGACAGGUGCACUGCCCGACGUCGGCGGACUCAGCUGGUAUGACCUGUCGGCGGAUGACGCCACUCAGCUUCGCCAGGCGGUGAGAUCUAGAGACUUCGACGGCUACCUGAUUGUGGACAAAGUCGGCAUCGCGACCAAGGGGACCGAGUGUCUGCUGGUCAAGGCCGUGGACCCCUCCGCUCCAGGCCCCGAGCUCGAAUCGGACGCGCGGGUGCUGGACAUCAAGUCGCGGCCGGACGGCAGUCGGCAUCGACAUUUCACGGAGACUGCGCGCCAGGUCACCACCACGGAGUGGCCCGAGUGGCCCAUCCUGGGUCCAAGGACGGCGUCCUGGUGCCUGGAGUUUCUGGCGCGCCAGGACCAGCACCCGCGUGCGCGGCGCGCCAAGUGGGUGCAUGAGUGCCGGCCGGAGGCCACGGACGAGGGCGUCGGGGGCCAUGACCUCCCGAUGCGGAUGGCGGAGUUGGGCCUCAGCUUCGACCAGCUGAACCUCGGGGGGGAGCUGGCCUCUUUCGAGCUCUUGAUGAGGAAGGCCCAGAUGGCCGAGUGGCGCCAUCGUGAUCGACUCGCGGCUGUCCAAGGCGACGACCUGAUGGAGGAGAGCUACCUCCAUCUCGGCACGGGAGAGACGCGCGGCUUGGUGAUGGUGGCGCUGGCUCUGGUCGACCACAUUAAUCAGGAGAUGCAUCGCGAGGCGCAGAUCCUCAAGGGGCGCCGCAAGGCCAAGGGGGAGAGUUUGCUCUCGUGCGGCGGGGGCGGUGGAGGCAUCGCGGGCUCUAGGGGGUCCAAGGCGGAGUUGCGCAAGAAGAUCCAGCAACAGGCCGCCGAGUUGAAGAAGCUCCAAGACAGAGGGCCAGUGACCCAGCCACCUGGGCUCGCGCCCCGCGAGCUGCUGCCCCUGAGCGGCUUCGCGGCGGCGCGAGGUGCCGACGGCCCCGCUGGGCUGUCGAGCUCGGCGCGCUCGAGAGUGCGCCGCCGCCUGCGCGUCGCGAACUGGAUCGCCGACGCGGUCGAGAGCUUGAGCGCCCUGUGCGGUCGCGGUGGCGCCCGAGAUCACUUUUCUGUUUCAGCUGGGCAGCGACGCAGCCUGGAAUUCAUGCAAUCUAUCAUCAAGCAGGCAGGCCCGCCUCCUUGCUCACCCGCGGCAGCCCAUGCGGAGCUGUGCGGCCACCGGUCGGGCUGCGACACCGAGCCCGAGCUUCCAGCCCAGUGCCAGAGGGAGAUUCUUUCCCUGCCGGGGCCAGGCGCGCGCUGCGAUCCCAGCGACGACUUGUGCGGCUUUGUGCGAUCCCACGAUCAGUGGGCGCAUUGGGGGAGACAUUUGUUGCGCCGAACGCCUGCGCCAGACUACGACAUCAAGCUGCGCAACGAUCGCAACCUCAUGGCGGACAGGCGGUGCUAUGCACAGUUCGUCCUGGACCUGUAUACCUCCGGCGUCAUCAGAGUCGGGGCUAAGCGCAGCGCCACGGUGGGUGCGUUCUGCGUUUGGAAGAGCGGACGGCAGCGCCUCGGGCUCCUCUUCGACACGCUUCGAGCUAAUGCACGCUUUCACGAUCCCGAUCAUUCUCAGCUGCCCAGUGCAGCAGCUUGGGCCGCGCUGCGCACAGAGCCGACUUCUUCUCUGAACAGGGCCCAGGCUGACGUGGACAGAGCUUUCUACCGAGUGAAGCUCCCUGACAAGAUGGACGAACAUUUCUCGUUGCCCAGUGUGCAUCUGGGUACGCUCCGACAGCUGGCUGACGAGGCGGGGAUCGACAUGGGCUUGCCCGAGGCCCGCUUCGGCUUGCCACUCCUGCAGGUGCUGCCGAUGGGGUGGUCGUGGAGCCUCUACUUCUGUCAGAGGCUGCUGGGGGCCGCCGUGCUGCGGUCAGGGAUUGAUACCGGUCCGCUGAUCAAGGAGGUCGGCCUGAAGUGCAAGGGCGUGAUGGAGCUGGAUGACCUGCAGACCUUCACGGGCAUCACCUUCGAGAGGCGCAGUGCCCGCAUCGGGAUCAGUGCGGCUCGGAUGUGGAGAGUUCGCCUCGCGCUGCUGUUCGUGGCAGACCGCCGCUCAGCGACUCGGGGCGAGAUCUCCAGCUUGCUCGGGCACUUCGCUGUGGCCGCCUUGCUGAGGCGGCCUCUCCUUAGUAUUUUUCAACAGACUUACGUUUUCGCCCGGGUUGCUGGGCGCCGCCGGCUGCGGCUGUGGAGCCGCGUGGAGCUCGAGCUGCGGCAGGCGGCUGCGCCGCUGGUCUUCGCCUUCACCAACUCGAAGGAGCCCGGCGGCACCUUCGUCUGCGCCUCUGACGCCUCCAGGGGCCAAGCUGGCUCGGGAGGCGGCUGCGGCGUGGUGGGCCAGACAUGGGCCACCGAGCUCGUGGGGCACACCGCGGCGUCGGCCGAGUCGUGGCGAUGUUCAGUGCUGGGCGCCAUCGGAGCCAGGGAGUGCGCGCCGGGCUUCGACCCGGUCGAGGGGGCCAAGGUCGGCCGGCACUGGGCGCGCGCUGGCCCCACCAGCUUCGAGGGCGUCGGACGGGCCGCGAUCAGAGACUUCAGUGACUGGGGGGUCCUCUUCCAUGGCGAGUUCCAGCGCGAUGAGGACAUCGCAGUCCUGGGCGCAGUGGGCGCGGCCAUCGGCAUCAUUCUGGUCGACAACCUCGGGCUCGCCCUCGCGGUUGGGAAAGGGCGAUCUCCCUCCAUCACUCUCAAUCACGUCUUUCAGCAGCUGUGCGGUAUUUCUAUUGUCACCGACACCGCCUUCAUUCUCAGAUGGAUCCCGCUGACAAGCCCUCUAGGCUCAGGCUUCAUUGCGCGCGGGGCGCCCGCGCUGACCCCCGGCAUGCUGCGUGCCUCGGAGGUGCGGACGGCCCCGGCGCCGCAGCCCGCCGGCCCCAGCAGUCCUGGCGCGGCUGGGCUCGGGGGCGCGCUCCAUGGCGACCCCUGCCCGCUCGGUGGGCUCGCGGGCCUCUUGAGCGGGCCGGGCGGUGGCGGCGCGGACUCCGACAGCUCCUCGACUUCGAGUUCCGAAUUCCUCAGCGACGGGCAGUCCGAGGCCGCCACCAGCGACGGCCGAGGCGCUCCGCCUGGCCAGGGCGAAGGCUCGCCACCCGGGCCGCGGGGCUCGCGGUCCUGCAGAGCCGGAAGGUCGGCAGCUAGCGCAUCGACGGUCUACUUCCAGAAGGAGUACCUGGACUUCGUGAGUUGGGCCCGUUCGAGGGGGCUGUCGACGCUCGGGGGGGACAAGGCCUUCGCGGCGCUGAAGCACUACAACCCGGGGUUGGGGCUGAGCUCGGCGGCGGCGCUGGAGCGGGCCACUGCUGGGCUUCGGGGCUUUCGCAAGCUCGCGAGGGGCUCGACCCGGGCCCCCGUGGCGUGGGAGCUGCUGUUCGCGGCCGUGGGCAUCGCUCUGCACCGAGGUUGGCGCAGCUUCGCCAUCGCCCUGGCCCUCAGCUCGGACGCGAUGAGUCGGCUGCCGAGCGAGCUCGUGGCGAUGACGCGCGCGAGGUUGGUCGCGCCCGCGCCUCGAUCGGUCCGUACUGCGUGGAGCCUCCUGCUGUGCCCAGAGGAGCUCAACAAGGUCAGCAAGACCCUGGGCUGUGACGAGGGCGUCGUUUUUUCGGACGAGAUGCCCUCCGCGCUCGGGCCCGAGCUUGCCAGGCUGGCGCGUGCGCGCACGGACCGCCAGCCGCUCUGGGACUUCGACACGACGGCCUUCAACUCCAAGUUCAGGGCGGUGUUCGACCAUCUGGGCCACCAGGACUGCCACCCGUGCCAAGUGCGCCACGGUGGGGCCUCGCUUCGCGCGGCGGUGCUGGGCGAGAAGCUGGCCGACAUCCAGGCCAUUCUGAGGCACCAGUCGGACAACUCGACGAAGAGGUACGCCCGGCACGUCAGGUACUUCGUGGAGGUAGGCAAGCUGAGCCCCGAGGUCAUUCAGUUCGGGCGGGAGCACCAGGUGUACCUGGACCUCUUCAGUGGCACUGGCAAGGUCGCGAGCUGGCUGGAGCGGAAGUCGGGCUACGCGGUCCUGCGCAUCGACGUGGCCGCCCACCCCGCUUUCGACCUCUCGCGGCGCGCUGGCUGA